Cyprinodon tularosa is the source of this 1918-nucleotide messenger RNA. RefSeq lists its product as uncharacterized. Bases 95 to 889 code for a protein of 264 amino acids. The record is from RefSeq and is a predicted model, not a curated record. The transcript is spliced from 7 exons. Lineage: Eukaryota; Metazoa; Chordata; Actinopteri; Cyprinodontiformes; Cyprinodontidae.
CCAAAGUCCAACUCAAAUCAACUCCUGUAACAGCUUACUCUGGAAUUUACCUUUGCAGAGGAGCAAAAUAACCAUUCAAUCUCUUCCAAUUACCAUGGCUUAUAAAACUGCUGCAUUGUUCUUCACAUUCGCCACAUGGAUACAGUAUGACCGAAAGAUGGAAGAAAGAUGGUCACAGAGACAUGAAAACAUAGAUUCGAUGAAUAUAUUCAUGGAACAGCAGUGGAUUAGUAUUAAGAAUAAACAAGAACCCCAAUCACAACCUGAAAAAAAGAAUAUUACAACUUCAAAUGAAAUGGAGCGAUUUCAAUUUACAUCUGCAGUCACUCUCCUAAGUGGUUCCCUCUCUCUUGACAUUGUUUCUGUCAUUCUACUCAUUCGCAUGGUUGGAGUCGAUCUACUGGCAUCUUUCUAUGAAGUGGUUCCUCAACUCUCCCUUUUUGGCAACAUCAUCUGGGUGUCCUUAGCCAUUUAUGAUACCACCUUUAAUAAAUAUUGCAAGUGGAGGCAGUCCACAAUCCAGGACACUGAGGCAAGAGGAGGUCAGCAACAACCACUUGUUCCUAAAAACACCCAUGAAGACUGCGCUGGAAUUGAGAAUGAAGAUGGAGGUAGAGACAGGCUGAAUAAAGUAAAAACACAACUAGAAGAAAAGAAAGCUCAUCUGGACAAACAACUCCAAGAUGUUGACAAUAAAAGAGAGGAAAAUAAAAAGGAACUUCAGUCGGUGGAGGAGAAAAUAACUUACAAUGAAGCUGAUGACAAGGAGAUGUUUUUAAGGAAAAAAGAAACGUUGCUUCAGUCACAGUGGAAACUAGAUGAGGAAAAGAAACAUUUUGAUAGACAGCGGCUUGACAUAGAGAAUUUUCUGGAAACUCUAGAGUUUUAGCUAACAUGAAUAGAAAAUUACAACAAUAAAGGGGUUUAAAUCAGAAGCAAAGAAAUAAUGCUAAUGGUCAGUGAGCUUUUAUAGAGCUAAAUUUAUAUAGGUCUAACCUCAAAGUCUGUUUAGUGUCUCAGCUACAAUUUCCUAUUUGUACCCCAGAGCCCCGUUCAUUACUAAAGAGUUUUCAGUUAGAACCUCCUGAUUAAGGUCUUGAAAGCCAUUUGUUUAUUUUUAGAAAUUUCAGAUUUCUGAAACCAAUGGAUUUUUUGGAAUUAAAUGCAAAGUUUUUUUUAUUAUGCACCAAGAUCAUGGUAUUUGUGAAUCAAUUUGUAUGUUGCUGUUUUGUUAUUAGUUGACUAUAAUUUCUGUGUUUUACUCUCUUUGAAUAAAUACUAUGAUAACUUUUAAAAUUCUCAGAUCUUUUUAAAAACUUCUGCUCUGUAGAAUCGUUGGGUUUUGUAUGGAUUUAUGAUAUUUAAAUAAUUUUAGACUGCAAUAUGUUUUUAUUGUCCCAGCUUCUCCACAAAGCCCUCAGGGUAGUGGCUCAGCAGGACAAGCUCAGGUCCUGGCUCUUCUCCUCAAAGCCCUCGGGGUUUUGGCUGGGAGUGCAGGGAAAGCCAGUUUUAACUCCCGUGAUCCUGGCUUCGAGGAGAAGCCAGUUUAGUUCUGCAGUUCUCGUGGUAGCAGCCUGCCUUUUCCUAGGGUCAGAACUAAACAGGGGGAAGCAGCUUUCAGUUUCUAUGGUCCUCACAUCUGGAAUAAACUCCCAGAAACCUGCAGGUCUGCUGCUACUCUCAGUUCUUUUAAAUCAAUUCUAAAGACCUUUCUUUUUGAUGUUGCCUUUCUCUAAAUGACAUUCAUUUCUUUACUAUUUAAUCUCUUAUACUGCACUGUAUUUUUUUUAUUCUUGUUUUUUAUUCUUGUUUUUAUUUUUAACUGUUUCUUCUGUGUUUAUUAUUGUUAUUUAUUUUCUUAACUGAUUUUAUGUAAAGCACUUUGAAUUGCCCUGUUGCUGAAAUGUGCUAUACAAAU